Armigeres subalbatus is the source of this 1743-nucleotide messenger RNA. Its product is annotated as probable cytochrome P450 28a5. Lineage: Eukaryota; Metazoa; Arthropoda; Insecta; Diptera; Culicidae. The transcript has 3 exons. The record is from RefSeq and is a predicted model, not a curated record. Gene Ontology annotation, molecular function: monooxygenase activity; iron ion binding; heme binding. Bases 172 to 1671 code for a protein of 499 amino acids.
AGAAGUAAAUAAAAAAAUAAAUAAAAUUGCCAUUAAUUGAGAUUGUGUGUAAGAGUGCGAAGCGCACCAGAAGAUAACAUUGACGAAUAUUAUUCUCGCGCUCGCGUAACUUCCAUCAGUAUCAAUUUGGCUGCUUUACCGAAGACGUGGUCCCAUACUGAAACUGGGAAAAUGCUUGUAACGAUCACAUUAAUUGUGUCGGCAGUUACGGCCGUCUAUCUGUACUUGACAUGGAACUACAACUAUUGGAAAAAACGAGAUGUUCCUGGCCCAAGUCCAUUGCCCGGAUUAGGGAGCUUCCCAUCGUUCUUUCUGAUGAAACGACCCGUGGCGGAGGAAAUGGAUGACAUUUAUCAAGAAUACAAAUCGAAGUACAACUUUGUGGGUGUGUUCAGCAGUAGACAACCACGGAUCAUGAUCACGUCGCCGGAGCUGGCUAAAGAUAUCCUCUUGAAAAAUUUCAAAAACUUCCAUGAUAACGAAUUUGGUGAGAUGACAAACAAAGACAUCGAUCCUCUGUUCGGUCGUAAUCCAUUCAUGCUGAGCGGUGAAGAGUGGAAAGCAAAACGCUCCGAAAUCACGCCUGCGUUUACUACGUCUCGAAUGAAGGCACUUUUCCCAUUGAUAGAGGAUGUGUGCUCCAGAAUGACCAAGUAUUUGGUGCAAAAUCGCGGAACUGCUAUGGACACAAAAGAGCUGUCGGCCAAAUUCACAACCGACGUUGUUUCCAGCUGUAUUUUUGCUUGUGAUGCUCAAUCGUUUACUAGUGAAAAACCCGAUAUACGUGAAAAUGGUCGAAAGCUAAUGGAACAAUCGCUGUUCUCGUUUUUAACCAUAUUGCUUGUGUCUAAUUUGCCUUCAAUUGCAAAAAUGCUGAAUAUAAGUUUUAUUUCGAAAUCUGUGGAAAAAUUCUUCACUGAUUUGAUGAAAGACGCUAUUCGACACCGCGAUGCAAGUGGCACAAAUCGCGCUGAUUAUCUGGACUAUCUUAUCACUUUGAGAAGUAAGAAGGAGCUAUCUGAAUUAGAUAUGGCAGCCCAUGGAGUGACAUUCUUCAUCGAUGGAUUCGAAACAUCAAGUGUAGCCAUUACGUUCAUGUUGUAUGAAAUAGCCAAAAAUGUUGAAGUGCAAAAUCGAUUGAGAGAGGAACUUUUGAAAGCUACCACCAAGUCGGGAGCAGUAUCGUAUGACGUCCUGCUUGAACUCCCAUACCUUGAACAGGUUAUUAACGAAAGUCUACGACUGUGGCCACCAGCAGCUUUCAUAUCAAAGAAAUGUACAGAUCCGAUGGAGCUGCCACUAACAGCUAAUCAAAGUGUUUCGAUUGGAAAGGAAAUAUGCGCCAUCAUUAACAUUUGGUCGAUGCAUCGUGAUCCGGAGUACUUUGAUGAUCCAUUGACUUUCAAUCCCGAUCGCUUCAGCCCGGAAACCGGAGGAACAAGUCCGUAUCGUGAAAAGGGUUGCUUCAUUCCGUUUGGUGAUGGACCUCGUCAGUGCUUGGGAAUGCGGUUUGCUCGUAUGCAGGUCAAACGUUGUUUGUACGAGACGGUGAAAAAUUUCAACAUUACGGUUAACGAAAAAACGAAGGAACCUCUGCAACUGGAUCCAAAGCAGUUCCUCACCUUGCCAUUGGGUGGUAUCUGGUUGAAUUUUGAACCAAUAUUAAAAUGAGAAAUUUGUGUUCUUUAGGUUUUCAUGACAAUGGCACAGAGAUUAAAUAAACAUAUUCAUACUUUCCAUUUA